This is a messenger RNA of Elaeis guineensis (African oil palm), 1467 nucleotides long. The record is from RefSeq and is a predicted model, not a curated record. Lineage: Eukaryota; Viridiplantae; Streptophyta; Magnoliopsida; Arecales; Arecaceae.
ACUUCUUCUCUGCACAAAAGUUUGGCCAAACAGGCCCGAAGUCCCUCUCCUCAACCUCCGGUAAGCAUUGCCGUUAUUAAAUCCAUGUGAUCAACCUCGAGCGGCAUCAGCGUCUCUCUCUUCUUGGGUUUGAUUUCGAAGUAUUGGUUGCUGUCUGCCAUGCCCAUUCAGAAUUGCAGCGGCCACUACCCAAUCUCACCGGAGAUGAGGUGGCUGUAGAAAUGAAGAAAAAUUGAGUCAUUUUGCUCGCAAUGUUGAAAUUCAUUUUGCUUUGAGGAAGAGGAAGGAGGUUUUGGCAAAUGCAGGAAACUGCCCUCUACAGUUUGAUUGUCCUUUCUGCUGAUGAUGCAUCAAAAAAUUCCUUGCAGGCUUCUGGUGUUGUAGAAUGUUCCUCCAAGUAUGUUGGUGAUCUGCUUUUCCAGCCCAAAAGGUGUAUUGUGUCUAAGUCAGCCUUUGAACUCUUGAAAUUAGUGCACGAAGCACUUAAGCCAGGAGAGAGCAUGACAGUGAAGGAUGGAGCAAAGCAGCAGAGGGAGAGGGAGUGUGCAUGGGUGUCAUCCGAUUUCCUUACAAAAAGACCGUCCUUUUACAUCGCAUUCUCUCCCAGGCAUCAUUGGAUCACAUGGGACUAAUCCAAACAGGCCCUUAAUGUACCAUAAGGUAUGUAAAUGUAAAUAAAUUAUGAACUUUAUACCUAAUUUUUUAUUGAACUUAUGAUAAGAUGAUAGAUGAAGUAACAUGUAUCAUUGUUGUCUUAGCUAAAUGAUAGCAUUGGUCGAGCUUCCUGAGUUGUCCAUUUUGCUAGUUGUUAAGGCUUACAUCAAGAAUUUUGGAUGUCCAGGUCUUAUUUAAGACUUAAAAUAGUAAAUUUAUAUUUUAGAUUCUACAGUUUUUCAUGUUCCACUUUGAAGUGACCUGCUCCCUCAUGAGCAUAUACAUGUCUCUUGGGAAAAAAAGCAAGAAAAUAAUAUCUAUGACAAGAAAAUAAUACCCACCUCUAUCUAUAUAAUGUCAGAGAUGCCAAAUGUAAGAUCUAUAUGCAUUUUGCUCCAGAAUGAAGAAAAAGACUUCUAUACAGUAAGCAUUAGAAGCUUCAGAAAUGCUAAACAGGUGAAUCUCAAUAUGUGCAUAAUAUAGAUUCGCAUAGUUUAAUACAUCAGUACAAUUUAUGAUUUUUGCCUAUAUUAAAGUACUGACUUCAGCUUUGAACGACCGAAACUAUGCAAAUAAGGAACUCAUAUAACAGAAUAAAUUGUUCCAUAUGUUUUCUUGGCUUCUUUUCAAUUUUCUUCUAUUCUUUUAAUUGUUUUUAUUUUUGUAUUUGGGGGCCAAACUACUAAAACUUGAAGCAAAACCGUUGAAAUUGAAGCUCCACAGCCCCAACUGAAACAUAAACCAAAAGUAAGUUUUUGAAGCUUGGCUACAGAGUUGUCUAUCGCAAUCUUCUUCUCAAGAUAAACGAUUUUU